AUGGCCCGCGAGAUACCCGGGUUCAUCUACGAUGCAAGCAAAGGCAAAUACUUCCGCAUCCAGGAGAACCAUCGGAACACUCAACAUGUCGCCCAACGUGAUCGAUCAACCACGAAAUACUCGAGGGAAGCUGUCGAGGGACGAAGGCGUCUCGAGAAGGAGUCAGUGCCACGGAAGAAGCUGAAGCUUGGCGGAUCGGGGAGUUCAAGUCUGUCGGGCGGGUCUAGAAGCACAGCGGAUUCAAGUAUCCAGACUAAGAGUCUGAGGCGCCUGGACGACGAGAUCGAGCUACGCCUUCGACUUGGUACUGGAUCUUCUCGCCAGCGUAUGCAUGUUGGGGACUUGGUCAACGAACGUUAUGCUGCAUCGCUGGCACCUCGCCCAUUGUCGAACGGAUCGACAGAUUUUGUCAGUCCCAUGUUCACUAUCGACCCUCAUAACAAAGUUCUGUACAGCCACACGAGGUCUUGGAGGCAUCGCCCAGAGUUCUCCAGCACACCACUAGAAUACGAUUGUAAGAUCAACGGCGAGCAUGCGGCAUUUGGCUACAGAAGGAUCAACACCACAUCCAUUUUCGACUGCGAGAGUCUUCUCUUUGCCACGCCUCUUACGUCCGAAGUGGUGUUAUGGGGGACCGGCAAUACGAUUGGCGACAGAUCUCUGAACACAUCCACCCUCUACUCUGGACAGGGCACAGAUUUACCGUGGCACAGAUUCCGGGAAGACUUUGGCGAUUGGGGUACGACCACACGAACAAUUGCACCGCCUCAUAAAGUUGAAUUUUUCGGCGCAGCUACGUCAGGCUACGGCUCUGGGUCAGCAGACGACAUGCCCAGCGUGGCCAUUGCAACUUCCCGAGGUGUUGGCCUCCUAUACGAUGCGGCCGGGAGGCUGGUAAUCCGAUCCAGCUGCGGCUGCGGCCGCGGCCAGACAACUGAUGACGACCACGACCCAAAGUGCGAAGUCGUCAGUGUUGCCUGGCAGAGUAAGCACAUCUGGCUUGCGGGCACCAAGGGCGGACUUAUACAACUGGGUGAUGUCCGCGACCCUCACGCCCCUGUCAUACCCCGGAUCAGAACGCCUUACGGCGGAGCCAACCAUAUUGCGUCUGUCGGAAUCGAACUCGUGUGGGGCGUUCUGUCAUGGGGUGUCAAUGGCGCUGGAGUCUACGACUUGAGAUACUGUCGAGACAUGCUGUCAACGAAGAUGCCGAACGGAGAAAUAAAGUGUUCGCACGAGCUGACGGACCCACUGUAUACUUUCGAUGUUACACGCUACGGACACCAAUACUAUCAGCCCCUGGGCUGGGCAUACGACGAUUCCACAGGCAUAGUCGCAGCUGCACAUAGCACUUACAUAAACCAGAGCAAGAUUGCUCUUUGGGAUCUGCGGAGUGGGCAGCUUUUGACGACGAGGUCUGCGGGAACAGCAAGCGGUGGCGCCCUAUACUGUUCAGCGACGGGACUCGGCAAACACAACAAGAUAUACUUUGCGGACAACCUGGCUGAUCGGGAGUUCAAGGAUGAAGUGCGGUGUAUGCAAUUUGUGGAUUUGGAGGGCAGUGCAACGAAGAGUCUGGUCGUGAGCACGGAAGACAAGUUGGACAUCUGGGAGGUGUGA
Messenger RNA from Cyphellophora attinorum, 1620 nucleotides. RefSeq lists its product as uncharacterized. The transcript has a single exon. Gene Ontology annotation, cellular component: Cul4-RING E3 ubiquitin ligase complex. Lineage: Eukaryota; Fungi; Ascomycota; Eurotiomycetes; Chaetothyriales; Cyphellophoraceae. Bases 1 to 1620 code for a protein of 539 amino acids. The record is from RefSeq and is a predicted model, not a curated record.